Messenger RNA from Plectropomus leopardus (leopard coralgrouper), 3944 nucleotides. It is a transcript of the gene umad1, whose product is annotated as UBAP1-MVB12-associated (UMA) domain containing 1. NCBI's taxonomy places the organism in Eukaryota, Metazoa, Chordata, Actinopteri, Perciformes, Serranidae. The record is from RefSeq and is a predicted model, not a curated record.
ACGAACACGGACAAUAUUGCGGUCAGUGACGUCAGUGUCAUAACAUAACAACAGCAACACGGACGAUACUGGACGGAUAAAGUCCCGACGGACGAUUAAUCAGAUUAUAACCUGUAGUUUAUAAAAACGCGGCUUUGUUUACAUUUAGCGGGGCUGUAUCAAUCUGAAAUUGACCAAACUAACUGGAACCAUGAACUGAAUAUAUUGUCGUAUUUUGAACCUCGUGACAAGCCAACAACUACAAAGGAUAAUCAUGUUCAGCUUCCUUGGACUCCGUAAAGACUCAAAGAAGUCAGCACCCGAGAAGGAAGCAGAUGGAGGCUUUGUUAUCAUUGGAGAGACGCUUGAAGAACAGAGGAGGAAGAUGCAGACCAUGAACCUCACACAACCGUCAACAAACGUCAUAGUGCUGCCAUCGAGGUCUUCCUGCCCAGCUCCAGCUCAGCCUGCUGACUCAAAGCACCCUGCAGCUUUACCUACCACAGCGCCCACAGCGGGGACCUCAUCAGCGGAGACUGCUUCAACCCUCCCAGAUCUCCUCGGGGACGUCCCCUUCACUUUGGCUCCCCACAUCCUGGCCAUGCAAACAGGGCUUCCCCUAAUUCCUGACGUGCUGCUAUCUCGGGACAUAAACUACAACCUGGCUAAUUUUCAGUACGACUUCACUUUAGAGAACUCCGUGCUUCAUAACGCCUAGUAUUUUAGAAUUUUAAUAUUAGGACGACCGGCAUCAGGAGUUCACAGCGUGGGUAGCGGAUGUUUGGUUAUGCAAAGGUUCCAGAGCUGAAGCAUUGCAGCGUUAUGAACAAGUAAAAGCUCACAGAAAUCAUUAAACAUAAAAUUAGAACUGCGAAGUAUAACAUUUCUGUUACUAACUCCUUAUCCUGCGCAAGGAAGCAUGGAAAUUUCCCUGGCUGUACAACUGAUGACUGCGAAACGUUCUAAUGUUAGAGUUUUGUAGAAACUGAUGGAGUUGUGGUUUGCUUAUUUCUUGUGUUAUUCUCAAUUUGAACGGGGUUAAGACACCUUCUGACUUUCAUUAAGAUCUGGUUAUGAUUGAUUAAGACAUCGUGACUGUCAAGUCCUUAGGCACACUUCAGAAGCAGUGAAAUAUGGUGUGUUAUAGUUGUUGUUGUGAUGUAGUCUAACUUUAAACAGGAUAAUUACAGUUUAUUACUAUUUGGGUUUCGUACAGUUAGGAUAACUUUGCAGUCAUUAAGGAAUUUGCUCAGAUCCGGGAACAUUGCUUGAAAAGCCAGAGGGGUAAAGCAAAAAUAAACACGCCUGAAAUGACUUAAAACUACUGUUAAUUAGGAUAGGUAAAAGUUGUGGUAGUUGGUUUACAACGUUUAUGAUUUACAAAGUGGGGUAAUAAUGUUACACGUCACCUUUGUUUUAUCUGCCAAAUGAGUUUGAAUAACCUGGUAUUUUAACCUUGUUUACAAUCGAUCUAAUCAUGUAAUUACUAGAAUAAUGCUACCCGCAACAAACCUGGCAGGUCAUUUUUGUUGUAUAGUGCUUCAGGCUUGGGUUGGGUUCAUGUGUGGUUAUAUUCAAAUGUAUUUUAAUAGAAAUUUCUAGCUCUAACUGCGCCAGUCUGCUGGGUCUGUGUGUGUCAUUUGUUGCAAGUCGACACACAAAACCCAGAGCAGAAUAGCAGAAAAAAACAGUUAGCUGUAGCCAAUGAAUUACCUUAAUCAUAAUGAUCAAACUGAUGAUAAAGCAUAGAUUCGGCUUCAGGGAUCAGGUAAAGUUUGAGUUGUCAAAUUUGGCAGUGCCAGUCAGGUGCAGUAGGGUGUUGUCUUGAAGAUCUGCGUACGAACCAGGUUCACGGCUCAGUUUUAGGUCUACUGACUGCUUGUGUGUCUUGCCCCAUAAGACUUUUUAGUGAUGCAUCCUUUUUGCCAAAUUUCAGUAAUCAACUCGGAGAAAACGAUCAUUUUAUUACAGAUAUGAUUGGUUGCCAAAACUACAAAAAUAAAGCCCAGGUUGUACUAAAUUAGAAUUAUCUUUGAAGUGAAAGCUUAUAUUUUAGAACAUAGGCUUCAGGUCAUUUGAAAAUGUGGCACCUAGAUGAUGAAGCAAUAUUUUUUAUCAAAGCUUAGUACUUCGACAACAAAUAGCCUACCUCCCACUAAGUUAAACCCAAGUGUUCAAUAGAAACACUGGAUGGAGGAAAGCACUAAUUCAUGGCAGAUCGGGGAAGCAUCUGCGAAGGAUUCUUAACAAUAAAGUGAAAAUGUUAAGUAAGGCUAUUUUUUACUAAUUACAGCUCUUGUAUGAUAAUUUAAUAUAAUGAGAUUUAUACAUUUGACAUUAUAUGUAGCACCUUCUGCCACAAUUAAGGUUUUGAGUCUUGAUGACAGGAUGUUGACGAUUGAUAUCCCCCACCAAUUGUCACCAUUUCUGACUUUUCAUCCCUGGAUGCUGCCUUCCUUUUGAUCCAGCAUACUCUUCUGCCAGCAUUAGUUUGCUGUAUUGUUUAUUCUGUUUGCGUUUACAUUAGUAUUUGCUUUCUUGUGGUACUCCACAUGAGGUGAAGUCACUUGCUAUGGUUUGUGUUUUAAGUGGUUGGGAUUCUCCAUACACAAACUGCUUUGGUUAGAAGUCAUCAAAGAGGUUGGUUUUCUGCUAUGAUGUACUGUAAUUCUCAAAUAGAGUAGCUUUUAUUGACCUCUACUGAAAAUUUCAGCAUUUCCUCCAUAUUUACCUGAUAUCUUAAUAAAUUCAUAAUAAUGUACGAUACCACCGACAGCAGUAUACCCACCAGUAACAUAAUAGUCAUGUCAUACUCACCUCCUUGCUGCUUUUGAGAUUCUGUUCCUUUUACUUUGUCCCCUUUUUUAAAUUGCAUUACUGUCAAUAAAAUGACCAUUUCCUCUUCUGUCAUUUCACAUUUAAAGUCUUCCAGGCUUCUCAUUCCUGGCAGGCUUUAAAUGUGAAAAAUCCAUGUUUUGAAUUUUACUGACAGCUGUUUAAAUUUGAAUGGUUCCUUGUUUGACCCUCUCAAAAUUAAUCUUGAAAAUCCCUCUACUGUUCUUUCUUACCGUUAUGUUACAGUAAUACAACCUUCACUUUUAAUCCAGUUACAAUCUCAGAAGUGCAGAAAGCCCUCAAAUUUAGACACUAGACAAUUGGCAAGUCCUGAUGAUUUACUUUUGAUACGUCUUGCCACUCUGUUGUUCAGGUUUUUCCUUUGAUUUUUUCUCCUUUCUUUACAUGAUGCUGAAUUAGCAAGAGGAUUUAUAGUGAAGGUAAUUAUAGUUCCUCUUUCUUUAUUUUUACCGAGCACACAGCCUGCUUUUGUUCUUGCUGGAUUUUAUUUGUGUCAUGCUCAUUGUUUUAUUUUAUUUUAUUUUUAUUUUUUUGAAUUUGAGAAUUCUGGAUACUUACAUGAACCAAGUUACAAUCUCUUGUGAUGUAUUGCUGGUAUGCAUUGUAAAAAUGUAGGGGAUUUUACAUUAGCAAUUAUUCAUUUGUAGUUCUUGAUUAGAUUGAUGCGUGCAACCUGGGUUGAAUUUUGUACUCAACAGAUCACAUGGAGUUUUCUCAGUUGAUGUAUUUACAUUACCCGUGUGAUUUUUUUUUUUUAUCGAGUUAUUUUGUAAAUAUGAGCUCUUAAAACUAGCAUAGAAUUUUUGCUAAGAUGAGGAAAUGUGUUUGUAUAGUCAUACUUUUACCCAGGAAUUUACCAAAUACCUUUUGAUUGUUUGUACAUCUCUUCAAAACUAAUGUGCCUUCAAUACAGUCAAUAUACCUUUCAGUUUGUCUCUUAGAAGUAAGCAUUUAGCCAUCUGUUAAUUCCCACUAAAAUCUUCCUCUUUAACAAUCUUAUUCCCUGAGUUAAAGUCUGUAUCUAUUGGUGCUUGAAAUUUUUUCAGUUGGUUGUAACUGUGGACAGCAAUUUUCUUUACAAAUAAAAUUGAAGAGUAUUGUCAAACUUC